AAAACCAGCAUCCCCUGUUUCAAGACAAGCUACAUUUAAUUGUUCUCUGCUCAACCUGAAUUUGAGCCGCUUGAUCAUUGGCUGAUUGCAACUGCUUGGUUCGGCGGUACCUAUCGAAGAUCCAUUCUAGCUAGGCGAUCGAUCGAUGGCCAUGGAGCCUCCCCAGCUGUUCCUGUGUCCAAUCUCCAUGGAGCUAAUGGAGGACCCCGUGACGGUGUCCACCGGCGUCACCUACGACCGCCGCAGCAUCGAGCGGUGGUUCUUCAAGUACGGCAAGACGACAUGCCCGGCCACCAUGCAGCACCUGGCUUCCUUCGACCUCACCCCCAACCACACCCUCAGCCGCCUCAUCUCCUCCUGGCACGACCGCGCCUCUUCCUCUUCUUCUUCUUCCUCGUCUCCGCCAAUGGCGCGGGAGAAGCUCCCGUCGUUGCUCGCAAGCAUCGAAUCGACGCCGUUCAAGGUGACCGCGCUGAAGAGCCUGAGGUCGUGCAUGGCGGGCGACGAGGCCGAGACCGAGGCGGCGCGGGCCGACUUCCUGGCCCGCGACGGCAUCCAGGUGCUGGGCCGCGUCAUGGCCCAGGCGCUGGCGGAGAGCAGCGGCGCGGACUUCUCGGCGUUCCGGACGUGCGAGGAAGCCGCUGCCGUUCUCGCCGCGCUCCCGCUGGCCGACGACGCGUCCGUGGACAUGAUGCUGGACCCAGCGCUCAUGAGGCCCGUGGCCGCGCUCGUGCAGCGUGGGAGCGCCGAGGCGCGAAUGCACGCAAUGGCCAUCCUCUCCAAGGUCUCCAGAACGGCCUCCUCCAAGGACUGGACUGCCGACGUCGACGUCGACGACAUGGUCAAGUCGCUCCUCGACCUUCUCUCCGACGACGGCGGCGCGUCCUCGAAGCUCAGCUCGCGCGCGCUCGACGUGCUCCUCGACGUCACGUCCCGCUCCCGCUCCCGCUCGCGCUCGCGCUCCCGGAACGGGAACGGCAACGGCAACAACAAGGCGUUCGCGGAGGUGACGCUGGCGGUGCGGGUGCUCGUGGAGCUGCUGCCGGAGGCCGACAGGCACGUGGCGGAGCGCGCGCUGCUGCUGCUGAAGCGGCUGUGCAAGUGCCCCGAGGGCCGGGCGGCGUUCGCGGAGCACGCGCUGGGCGUGCCGGCCGUGGCGCGCACCGUGAUGCGGGUGUCCGGGAUGGCCACCAGGACGGCCGUGAACGUGCUGUGGCUGGCGUCGUGCGCGAGCCGGCCCGAGGAGAAGGUGCUGGACGACAUGGUGGCCAGCGGCGCCGUGGCCAAGCUGCUGGCGCUGCUGCAGGUGGAGAGCUCGCCGUCGACAAAGGAGAAGGCGGCCAGGAUGCUCCGGGUGCACGGCGCGUUCUGGAGGCGGUACCCUUGCUUCCCCGCCGAUCUCAGGGACUACCUCAAGUUUCUCAACUGAGUGAACCGCGCCUACCCUGCGUUGAGCAUGUGCAUGUUUCUUGUGUGUACACUGUACAGAUUAAAACGUUAACAUGGAUGGAGGUUUUUGAUUCGUCCAUGAUUCGAUUGCUCAUCGGUUCGAGACUUGCAGCACAUCCAUGAUUUCUAUGCGGUUGUAUGGAUCAAAAGGGAUAAAUGGCUUCCAUUCCCGGAAGUUUUACUCGGAA
Messenger RNA from Brachypodium distachyon (stiff brome), 1637 nucleotides. Its product is annotated as E3 ubiquitin-protein ligase PUB23. Gene Ontology annotation, molecular function: ubiquitin protein ligase activity. NCBI's taxonomy places the organism in Eukaryota, Viridiplantae, Streptophyta, Magnoliopsida, Poales, Poaceae. The record is from RefSeq and is a predicted model, not a curated record. The transcript has a single exon. Bases 146 to 1429 code for a protein of 427 amino acids. Gene Ontology annotation, biological process: protein ubiquitination.